AUGUCAUGUCCAACGGGGUAUGCCGGGCCGGAGUGCGCUUACUGUGACGAGGGGUACUGGGUGGACCGGAGUGCCCUCAAGGGAGAACAGUGCCAUAGGUGUCCGGGUUCGGUGGCCUUAUAUAUGGCGUUGGCUUUGGUGGUGAGUACCUUGUUCUGUCUGAGUCUGGCGGUGUUGAACGUGAAGGCUGGCGCGAAUAGGAAGUCGAUUCAUUCGUUGGUGUUGAAGUUGAUGAUCGCGUUUGUGGCGGAUCUGCAGACGUAUACGACGUACUUGACUACGACACUGCUGCACUACGUGAAUCUCGGAGGCGGGUCAGACAGCAGUUCUACGCCCAGUGGUGUCCGCAUUCAGGAUUUAUACGACUUGGGGUUUCUGCAGUGUCUGAGUAAGUCUGAUACUUUUGCGGAGAGAUACCGCGAUGGAAUGUUAUUCUUCAACGCGGUACCGCUGCUUUCCGGCUUGUUCGUGACCUUCAUUGCCGCCUCUGUGGUAGGCUUAAGCAUACCGCUGCACGCCAAUUCUAUACGGAAGAGAAGAAGACUUUACGAAAUGCUCAUCCAAAAGAACUUGAUAGACGCAGCUGCCAAACUCGGUCGCGAAAUAGACAACACUAGAACUCUCAGUGUGUGGCGUUACACCACAGCACGACCAAUACCCGUUGCUGCACACGUUAUUCGCUUCUUCCGCGACAUGGUGCCGCCUUAUAUCGUCAUUGGCGUGACCUACUACAACAUUUUGCUGAGACGUCAGACGGACCUACUUGCCUGCACGCGAGAUGCAGAGGGCGUCCUACGGAAUGCUAGCGUCACCGGGAUCAAGUGCGCCUGGGACGACAGCAACUACGUUGUCUACUUCUCCUUCGGCCUCGUCUUCAUGUUCUUCUGGGGACUAGGGCUACCCGUCGUCUUCCUCUGUCUCCUCCUACCACAUUCCAAUCAACUUAACAGCCCCCAAAUCCUUCAAAAAUACGGCUUCCUCCACAACGGAUACGACCUCAGGUACUGGUACUGGGAGAUCUUCUUCUUCGCCAGAAAAGCAGCCAUCAAUAUCAGCCUCAUCAUCUCACACAACGACUCCAACUAUAUGAAAUUCGCUCUCUUCAUCUCACUCAUGUUCUUCACCAUACACGUCUGGAUCAGUCCGUUCGACCGACGAAACAACAACAUCAUGAGCUGGCUAGACAUCGGAUGCCUCGCGUGCUGGAUUGUAAGCUUGACUCUCGCCUGUUUCGGCGAAGCUCUGGACACAGAGGGGUCCAAUGUGAUUGGACUAGUCAUCAUCUUUAUCAACGUCAUAUUUGCCCGUACGCCAGCCCACAGUCGGACCGUACCUACCUAUGCCACCUACACCUGA
Messenger RNA from Gregarina niphandrodes, 1356 nucleotides. RefSeq names its product putative cysteine repeat modular protein. The transcript has a single exon. Bases 1 to 1356 code for a protein of 451 amino acids. NCBI's taxonomy places the organism in Eukaryota, Apicomplexa, Conoidasida, Eugregarinorida, Gregarinidae. The record is from RefSeq and is a predicted model, not a curated record.